Molecule: messenger RNA, 1794 nt
Organism: Salvia miltiorrhiza (redroot sage)
Lineage: Eukaryota; Viridiplantae; Streptophyta; Magnoliopsida; Lamiales; Lamiaceae
Product: E3 ubiquitin-protein ligase RSL1-like
Exons: 3
Coding region: 101-1540 (479 amino acids)
Biological process (GO): protein polyubiquitination; positive regulation of proteasomal ubiquitin-dependent protein catabolic process; ubiquitin-dependent protein catabolic process
Cellular component (GO): cytoplasm; ubiquitin ligase complex
Molecular function (GO): ubiquitin protein ligase activity; nucleic acid binding; RNA-DNA hybrid ribonuclease activity
Source: RefSeq, a predicted model, not a curated record
AGAAAAAAAAAAGAAUAAAAGAAAGCAGCGGAGAAGCAGUGAGAGAGUUGACAAGCUGCGACUUCGACUCUUUCGCGCGAAGCCAUUGAAGAAAGCAAUAAUGGCGGACGACUCCGAGAUGGCCUUCAACCUCCAACUGGAAGAAGCCAUUGCCGCCUCCCUAAUCGACGGCGCCGCCGCGCCGCCCCCCGAAACCGACGGCGGAGGCCCCUAUGACGCCCUCGUCGGGUGCGAACAGGAAUUCCUCUACGACGUAAUGGCCGAGGUGGAGGCGGAGCGCCUGCGUCUCGACCUCCUCCGCCAGGUCCACGACCGCGCCCUCGCCUGCGAGAUCAUGAGCGUGCCGGACGAGGAGUGGAUCAAAACUGGCGAUAAUUUGCACAGGCCGUUCGGAGAGGGCUCCUCGUCGUCGUCGAAUGGGGAAAACUUCGAAUUCAAGGUUUACGUCAAGGGUUUGGUGGAGGGGGAGGCGAGCGGAAUCGGCGCGGCGAUUUGCGACGGGAAUGAUGGUUUGCUGUUCGAGUUGAGUAAGGGUUUGAGCGGCAAAGAUCAGCAAACGAAUAAGGAAUUGGUUGACUUCAAAGCGCUUGUUGAAGGGCUUGAUUCUGCCGUGAUGCUGGAUUUGAAGAGGGUUACCAUUGUUACCGAUAAUCCUUUGCUCCAUCAACAUAUUACUGGAGAAAACACUCAAACGAUAAAAAGUGCUGUCGCAUUAUCUAACCAGAUACAUCUUCUUCUGAGAAAAUUUACUCUGGUUCAUGCAUCUCUUGUUGCCUCUAAUGACAAUAAGUCUGUCAAACUUGCAAGGAAUGCAAUUGCAUUUCAGGUUAAUCGUUCCGCAGGUAGUAGCAACAGGAAGAAUCAGACCGAGUGUUGUACUAUUUGUAUGGAGGAUACAUAUGUGGAUCAGAUGUUCCUCAUUACAAGUUGUGGACAUAGCUACUGCUUUUUGUGCAUGUCGAGGCAUGUCCAGUUUAAGUUGCUUCAAGGGAUGCUACCCAAAUGCCCUCACGAGAACUGCAAGACCAAGUUGAUACUUGAAAGCUGCAAAGAGUUUUUGACUCCAGAAUUACUUGAAAUAAUGAGCCAACGAGUGAAGGAAGCAUCCAUUCCAGCAGAAGAUAAAAUUUAUUGCCCUUAUCCGAGGUGUUCUACUUUGUUAUCAAAAACAGAGCUUGCUGUCUAUGGAGUACUCAAGUGCAGAAAGUGCCCCAAAUGCAGUGGCAUUUUUUGCAUUGAUUGCAAAGUUCCCUGGCACAAUGGCAUGGAAUGCUCUGAAUUUAAAAGACGAAACCCUCACCCAUGUAAUGAAGACAAGAUACUAAAGUCUUUGGCUUCUCAGAACCUCUGGCGUCAGUGUCCAAAAUGCAACCAUAUGGUUUCACUUGCUUCCGGAUGCUACCACAUUUAUUGCAGAUGCGGACAUGAGUUUUGCUAUACUUGUGGAGCUGAAUGGAGAAACAAGAAGGCAACCUGCAAGUGUCCGAUCUGGGACGAGCGCAAUCUCAUAUACGAGCAAAAUAGGCAGCAAGGUAGAUGAUUGCAGUGUGGUACAGAGCUUGUAUGCUCUUAGUCUUAACAUGGUUUUUGAUGACUUAAACCAUUUUCUGAAAGUCUGCAUAGAUAUUUAUCUGGGAGUCCAAGAAUUGAGUGAGUUUCCUGAUCAAGAUUCCAUAUUUUUAAAAAUCUUUCUUGCUUCCUAUGUAAUUUAUGUGUAAUUAGGUUGUUAACUUGGACUGACUUCAUGUUCUAGUUUUCUAGAGGUGAAAUGUUAAUAUGUUGGUUGCGGCAAAA